Molecule: messenger RNA, 2026 nt
Organism: Octodon degus (degu)
Lineage: Eukaryota; Metazoa; Chordata; Mammalia; Rodentia; Octodontidae
Gene: Ccr7
Product: C-C motif chemokine receptor 7
Exons: 3
Coding region: 47-1183 (378 amino acids)
Biological process (GO): inflammatory response; chemotaxis; G protein-coupled receptor signaling pathway
Cellular component (GO): membrane
Molecular function (GO): chemokine (C-C motif) ligand 21 binding; C-C motif chemokine 19 receptor activity; chemokine (C-C motif) ligand 19 binding
Source: RefSeq, a predicted model, not a curated record
GACGCGGGCACAGCCUUCCUGUGUGGUGGCAGCUGUCUGCAGCAUCAUGGACCCGGGGAAACCAAUGAGAAGCCUGCUGGCCGUGGCCCUGCUCCUGCUGUUCCAGGCAUGCCUUUGCCAAGAUGGAGUCACAGACGACUACACCGGUGACAACACCACGGUGGACUACACCCUGUUUGAGACCGUGUGCUUCAAGAAGGAUGUGCGGAACUUCAAAGCCUGGUUCCUCCCGGUCAUGUACUCGCUCAUCUGCUUUGUGGGGUUGCUGGGCAACGGGCUGGUGGUGCUCACCUACGUCUACUUCAAGCGGCUCAAGACCAUGACCGACGUGUACCUGCUCAACCUGGCCCUGGCGGACAUCCUGUUCCUGCUGACCCUGCCCUUCUGGGCCUACAGCGCGGCCAGGUCCUGGGUCUUUGGCGUCUCGCUGUGCAAGGUCAUCUUCAGCAUCUAUAAGAUGAGCUUUUUCAGCGGCAUGCUGCUGCUGCUGUGCAUCAGCAUCGACCGCUACGUGGCCAUUGUGCAGGCGGUGUCUGCCCACCGCCACCGAGCCCGCGUGUUCCUCGUCAGCAAGCUGUCCUGCGUGGGCAUAUGGGUGGUGGCCACGCUGCUGUCCAUCCCCGAGAUGAUCUACAGCGGCCUCCAGACAAGCAUCAGCGAGCAGGUGCAGCGCUGUUCCCUCCUCCUGGAGCAGGUGGAAUCCCUGAUCGUCAUCCAGGUGGCACAGAUGGUGUUCGGCUUCCUGCUGCCCCUGCUGGCCAUGAGCUGCUGCUACCUUGUCAUCGUCCGCACGCUGCUGCAGGCGCGCAACUUCGAGCGCAACAAGGCCAUCAAGGUCAUCAUCGCCGUGGUCGUGGUCUUCACUGUCUUCCAGCUGCCCUACAACGGCGUGGUCCUGGCGCAAACGGUGGCCAACUUCAACGUCACCAGCAGCACCUGUGAGCUCAGCAAGCGGCUCAACAUCGCCUACGACAUCACCUACAGCCUGGCCUCCGUCCGCUGCUGCGUCAACCCCUUCCUGUACGCCUUCAUCGGCGUCAAGUUCCGCAACGACCUCUUCAAGCUCUUCAAGGACCUGGGCUGCCUCAGCCAGGAGCAGCUUCGACAGUGGUCCUCCUGCCGGCACGUGCGCCGCGUCUCCAUGAGCACAGAGGCUGAGACCACCACCACCUUCUCUCCCUAGGGCUCCUCUGUGUGGAGAGGGACCUCUCUCCCGGGACCCCGGGGCGGGGCCAGGGAACAAAAUUGAUGACUCAGGAUCCUCCUGAGAGCUGCUGCGGGAAUGUGGUUCUGUUAUGGAGUCUCAGCUACCUCAAUCCAGGCCGGAGAGAGAAACUAGUGCCACCGUGGAGGCCACACCCACAAACCAAGAACUGAGGUUCGGGGAGCGCCGCAGCUCCUGGAGUUGGGGAGCAGUAGAUGAUGCCAGGGGACCACUCUAUCCUCUGAACUCACCUUCUCCCAUCUAGCACGGAGUCUUCCCGGGCAGUCCGGGGCAGAAACUCCGGCUUUGCCCCUGAGACCAAGGCGGCUGGCGGGCAAGUACAGGGCACCUGGGGUCUGCGUCCCUUGCCCCCUUGUUCUUCCCACAGUCGUCCACACUGGCAGGCACCCUCCAGGCGCUCUGUCCCUGUGCGGGCACCACUCCUGGCUCUGGACAGGGUGCUCCAGAUGGACUGAUGGAUGAUGAUGCUCGUGUCCGCUGCGGGCUGGACAGCUGCCUGGCCUCCCCAAGGCCCUCGUUCCCAGCAGGGUUGCAGAACGCAACGGCACAUCGCCAGCUCCUGGCUCUGCCCAGGAGCAGAGGAGCGGGCAUGGAGGACAUCGCAGGGAUGAGGGAGGGUGGCCGCACUGGCUGCUGAAGGCCAGUGAGCUCCUUCUCUCCUCUUUGUCAACAGGAGCAGAAAAAAAAAAAAAAAAAAAAAAAGUGCACCCGUUCUGCUUCCAGUUCAUUAAGGGACUGCAUCCUAUUCAUGCACAAAUAAAAGUUUCCCCUGGGGAAACAACAGCUUUAGAAGAAGGGAAA